Pedinophyceae sp. YPF-701 is the source of this 2544-nucleotide messenger RNA. NCBI's taxonomy places the organism in Eukaryota, Viridiplantae, Chlorophyta, Pedinophyceae. The record is from the annotation of a GenBank genome assembly.
AUGAUCGUGGCCCCCACCGCCAGCGCGCGGCCCGCGGCCGGCCGCGUCGCCAGCGUGAAGGCGCCGUCUGCACGCCGCGUCGCCCCCGCGCGUCAGCAAGCCCGCGACCUGCGCGCGCGCUCGUCGAAUGACCCCAUCGACACCCUCAAGGCCGAGAACGAGCUCAUCAAGAAGACCCUCGAGGAGGCGCGCAGCUCCGUGAAGGUCCUGGAGCAGGAGGUCGGGGACUCGGUGGCCAUCGCGGCGGAGAACCUGAACGCGUCGGAUGCCGCGCCGGAGGACAUCUGGGCGCCGUCGCGGUCCAAGGGCCCGCUGACGCCGAUGAAGGACGCGUACGGGCAGAUCGAGCCGGUGCCGGGGCACGACGGGACGGAGUGCAUCAAGUGGGACGACACGCUCUGGUCGCACGCGGGCCACUUCCGGUACCGCUGGGACGUGUACAAGGGCGUGCGGCACGGGAUCGAGGCGAACGAGGGCGGGUUCGAGAAGUUCUCGCGCGCGUACGAGUUCUACGGGCUGAACCGCGGCACGCACGAGGGCAAGACGGGCCUGUGGUACCGGGAGUGGGCGCCCGGCGCCAAGGCGGUGGCGCUGAUCGGCGAGUUCAACAACUGGGAGCCGCGCGACACGGACUGGGCGUUCAAGAACGAGUUCGGCACGUGGGAGCUCUUCCUGCCGGACAACCCCGACGGGACGCCGCAGGUGUGGCACCGGUGCAAGGUCAAGGCGCGCGUCGAGCAGUGCUCGGGCGCGUGGGUGGACCGCAUCCCGGCGUACAUCAAGUGGGCGACGCAGGACGACGGCGAGAUCCUCUUCAACGGCGUGCACUGGGAGCCCUCGGAGGAGGGCAAGCCGGGCGAGGCGGACCCGGACAAGAAGUACGUCUUUGCGCACCCGCGCCCGGAGAAGCCGCGCUCGCUGCGCAUCUACGAGUGCCACGUCGGCAUGUCGUCCGAGGAGCCCAAGGUCAACUCGUACACGGAGUUCCGCGAGAACGUCCUCCCGCGCAUCCGCAAGCUUGGGUACAACGCCAUCCAGAUCAUGGCCAUCCAGGAGCACGCCUACUACGGGUCGUUCGGGUACCACGUGACGAACUUCUUCGCGCCGUCGUCGCGGUGCGGGACGCCCGAGGAGCUCAAGGCGCUCAUCGACGAGGCGCACAAGUACGGCAUCACGGUGCUGAUGGACAUUGUGCACUCGCACGCGUCGAAGAACGAGAACGACGGGCUGAGCAACUGGGACGGCACGGACCACUUCUACUUCCACUCGGGCGGCCGCGGGUACCACUGGGUGUGGGACUCGCGCUGCUUCAACUACUCGAACUGGGAGACGCUGCGCUUCCUGCUCUCCAACGCGCGGUACUGGAUGGAGGAGUUCAAGUUCGACGGGUUCCGGUUCGACGGCGUGACGUCGAUGCUGUACACGCACCACGGCCUCGGCGUCGGCUUCACGGGCAACUACGACGAGUACUUCGGCAUGGCGACGGACGGCGACGCCGUGGUGUACCUGAUGCUGGUCAACACGAUGGUCAAGGGGCUGUACCCGAACGCGGUGACGGUCGGCGAGGACGUGUCGGGCAUGCCGAGCUUCUGCCGGCCGUGGCAGGAGGGCGGCGUCGGGUUCGACUACCGCCUGAACAUGGCGGCGCCCGACAUGUGGAUCGAGACGAUGCAGACGGACGACUGGAACUGGGGCAUGGGCCACAUCACCUUCACGCUCACCAACCGCCGGUACGCCGAGGCCGUCGUCGGGUACGCCGAGUCGCACGACCAGGCGCUCGUCGGCGACAAGACGCUGGCCUUUUGGCUGAUGGACGCCGACAUGUACGACUACAUGGCGGCGCCCGGGUUCGGCGACUCGAGCCCCGCGGUCGACCGCGGCCUCGCGCUGCACAAGAUGAUCCGCAUGAUCACCAUGUGCCUCGGCGGCGAGGGCUACCUCAACUUCAUGGGCAACGAGUUCGGCCACCCCGAGUGGAUCGACUUCCCGCGCGUGUCCUUCACGGACCCGUCGACGGGCAAGUUCGUGCCGGGCAACGGCGGGUCGUUCCACCUGUGCCGCCGCCGGUGGGACCUCGUCGACGCGGGCUACCUCAAGUACCAGUUCUUCAACAACUGGGACCGCGCGAUGCAGCACCUCGACAAGGCGUUCGGGUUCAUGACCGCGCCGCACACGUGGAUCUCGCGCAAGGACGAGGGCGACAAGAUGGUCGUCAUCGAGCGCGGCGACCUCGUGUUCGUCUUCAACUUCCACCCCGUCAACAGCUACACCGACUACCGCGUGGGCUGCUUCCACGAGGGGCCGUACAAGAUGGUGCUCUCGACGGACGAGGAGGUCUUCGGCGGGUUCCAGAACGUCACCGCCGCCAACGGGCCGGAGUUCCACACCAUGUCGGGCGACUACGACAACCGCCCCAACUCGUUCCAGGUGUACGCGCCCUCGCGGACGUGCACCGUGUACGCGCCGGCCGAGUGGGUCGACGCCAAGGACUCGGUGCCGGGCCUGUACGUCAAGGGCCUCGGACCCUACCCGGCCAUCCCGUAA